Molecule: messenger RNA, 1737 nt
Organism: Gossypium raimondii (Peruvian cotton)
Lineage: Eukaryota; Viridiplantae; Streptophyta; Magnoliopsida; Malvales; Malvaceae
Exons: 6
Coding region: 113-1555 (480 amino acids)
Biological process (GO): CENP-A containing chromatin assembly; DNA replication-dependent chromatin assembly
Cellular component (GO): nucleoplasm
Molecular function (GO): histone binding
Source: RefSeq, a predicted model, not a curated record
CCGCCAGAAAGGGCUUUUCGAAAGGAAGCGCAAAAGUGAAACCCCCAGAAGCCAAAACCCUCUUUCCAUUUUUUUUUUGCAUAUUUCGGGAAUUUAGUAAAUCAAAAGACCGAUGGCCGAAGAAGAAGUUACGACCGCGGAAUCAGAGGUGACGGUGGCUGUGACGGAGCAAACUCCAGGGAAGGAAACAGAUGGAACCCUAGAAACGCAAGGUUCAAUCGAAGCCACUGUGGAAUCGGCGGUUCAAGGUGGCACCGAGUCUACAUGCAACAAUAACAACAAUGCCAACGGUUCUGAACCGGCUUCCGAUGUUGAUCGAGAGAAGACGCUGGAGUUCGCAGACGAGUUAACGGAGAGCGGAUCUAAAGCUUUUAAAGAAAAUGAUUUCGCCGAAGCUGCUGAUUGCUUUAGCCGCGCCCUUGAAAUCAGGGUUGGACAUCACGGUGAACUUGCAGUCGAAUGUCUCAAGGCCUACUAUCUCUACGGCCGUGCAUUGCUGUACAAAGCUCAAGAGGAGGCUGAUCCUUUGGUUUCUGUACCGAAGAAAGAGGGCGAAACUCAACAAGAAUUGAACAAAGACAAGUCGAGUAAAACCAUUGCAACUUGUGAAUCUUCGGUUGCUUCUGUAUCAAGUACUACAGUUGCAGAUGGCAGUGGAAAAGAUGAGGAGGAAAGUGAUGAUAGCGACAGUGACACUGAUGAAGUGGCCGAAGCAGAUGAGGAUGCGGAUGAGUCCGACCUGGAUUUGGCAUGGAAAAUGCUGGAUGUUGCCAGGGCGAUUUCUGAAAAACAACAGGUGGGUGACACCAUGGAGAAAGUUGAUAUUUUAUCAUCAUUAGCUGAGGUUGCACUCGAAAGAGAGGAUAUUGAAUCUUCGCUUGGCGACUACCAGAAAGCUCUAUCCAUUUUGCAACGGCUGGUUGAACCAGAUAAUCGACAAAUAGCUGAAUUAAAUUUUCGAAUAUGUAUGUGUUUGGAAAUCGGCUCAAAGCCCGAAGAAGCAAUUCCGUACUGUCAGAAGGCCAUCUCCGUUUGCAAGUCUCGGCUGCAGCGACUCACAAAUGAAGUAAAGACUUCCUCAGACCUGGCAUCAUCUUCAGCUACAUCUGAAUUGGAUGAUGGUGUUCAACAGUCCUCCACUGGCUCUCAAACUGUCAUAUCUGUCAAAGAUAAAGAAGCAGAGAUCGAAACACUUGCCGGACUUGCUGAAGACCUUGAAAAGAAGCUUGAAGAUCUACAACAGCUGGUAGCCAACCCAAAGUCCAUUAUUGCCGAAAUCCUGGGAAUGGCAUCUGCCAAGGCAAAGGCUGAUGAGAAGAGUGCAUCUCCUGCUGUGGGGAGUUCAUCGCGGAUGGGUACUGUUAACAGUAAUGGAGGUUUUGAUUCUCCAACUGUUUCCACUGCUCAUACAAAUGGGGCUGCAGCAGUCACGCAUCUUGGUGUCGUAGGACGAGGUGUGAAGCGUGUUUUGAUGAGUCCAGUAGAAUCGGGACCAGCAAAGAAACCAGUCACCGAGGCAUCGUCGGACAAAGGAGAUGGAAGCAGUGCCCCUUGACGGUUUUUGGUUUUGGAUUCUGAUAAUGCAUGCUUAGUAAUUGCUAGUGAAAAUUAGCCAUUGAGGAUAUUAUGCUCUUUGAACCCAUACCAUACUAAUGCUUGAUGUUAAUGGAUUGUUGUAAAAUUCAGAUGAGGACUUUGUGAUGCAAUGAACUUAUUUGCAAUUUUCUUUUGUUGCUA